AAGGCAAACAAGCAUUUCGAAAAUGGUUUUCACAUAUUGGAGAACUGCGGUCGAUUCAUCCAAAGGGAUCUAUUCUUGCUCUAAGUGCUACAUGUACGAAAAAAAUUUCGAAAAGAGUGUCAAAAAUCCUUGAACUGCAAGCAGACACCACUGAAAUCAGAAUUUCGCCAAAUAAAGAAAAUUUCAAACUUGUAGUGAAAAAGAUCCCGAACAUAACUGAAAUGGCUAUGGUUUGGGUAAUUGAUGCAUUGUGCGACAAAACUUUACCACGGACCAUUCUCUACUGCAGUUCCAUUAAGGAUGCUUCCAACCUGUAUUCCUACAUUAUUGCAGAACUUCCACAGUGUGCCGAGGUGCAGAUGUUUCAUUCAGAGACACCUGAGGACAUCAAAACAGAAAUUUUGAAUGAACUUUCAGACGAAGAAAGCACAACAAGACUUGUGAUAGCCACAAGUGCAUUAGGCAUGGGAGAAGACAUACUUAAAUAUUCAAAUGUCAUCCUAUAUGGUGCCCCAAAAAGCAUUGUUGACAUUGUGCAGGAAAUUGGGAGAGUGGGUCGUGAUGGGAUGGAAGCUGUAGCACUUUUGCUACACAAUUCUUAUCAUCUGAGAUCAGUUGAUAGUGAGGUGAAGGACUUUUUCACAACAACAGAAUGUAGACGUUUAUCAAUGUUGGCACCAUUUCUAUCAGAAGGUGAACUUUCAGAACAAAAGAAAAAGACAAGAUCACAUUCAUGCUGUGAUCUGUGUGCUGACAAAUGUGACUGUGGAUCUUGUGAUUUGAAUCCUUUGGAAAAACUUUUCAACGUUGAUAUUGAGGAAUUAAGUGACUUUAGUGAUCAGAAUUCAUCAGACACUGAAUGCUAUUAUAGUUCUCGCGAGGAAGACAACCUUGACACUCAUUUUUCCGAUUAAGUACAA
This is a messenger RNA of Saccostrea echinata, 920 nucleotides long. RefSeq names its product ATP-dependent helicase wrn-1-like. Gene Ontology annotation, molecular function: four-way junction helicase activity; 3'-5' DNA helicase activity. Gene Ontology annotation, cellular component: cytoplasm; chromosome; nucleus. Gene Ontology annotation, biological process: telomere maintenance; double-strand break repair via homologous recombination. Lineage: Eukaryota; Metazoa; Mollusca; Bivalvia; Ostreida; Ostreidae. The record is from RefSeq and is a predicted model, not a curated record. The transcript has a single exon. Bases 222 to 914 code for a protein of 230 amino acids.